AUGGAUUCUGCAUUUGUGAGAUCGGUAGCACAGGGUGCCCUGCUGAGUCCCGGAUCCGAUAUCAGCAGAAGUCUCGCGAGCACACCGUCUGGCACACAUUCGCAAAUAUCCUGCUUGUCAGAGACAGUGUCACAACAGCCACGUAUAAGCUCGGAAUGUGCUCACAGCAAAGGAUCUACAAACCUCGGCGGUGUGCCGAGCUGCAAAUCAUGCAACCGCCUAGGUUCGGAGCAGCGAAGCUCAAAAUCUAGUCGAAAAACAGCUCCAACCACUGCGUCACGACCGCGCAGCCCAUCAACCCUCACUCCGCGCGAAUUGGAGAAGAGCUUCCGGGCUUUAUCCUGCCACCACCGGAAACUACAGCAGAAACACGCCGACUUGAUGAAGGCACACCAAGAGAAAGACGAGGAGAUUGCACGCCUGAAUGCUAAGGUCUGUGCGUUGGAAAGCGAGCUCUACCUGACGCGACUCGCGUACAGCGAUGAUUUGGCCGUUGAUCCCCUCCAGACCUCGUUGAAUCAGUAUGAUAUCCGGCCAACGAGGGAAGCAAUCUCUUGCGAUGUUGCGCUGAGUGCUCCAGAGCCAUGCUGA
Molecule: messenger RNA, 591 nt
Organism: Aspergillus japonicus CBS 114.51
Lineage: Eukaryota; Fungi; Ascomycota; Eurotiomycetes; Eurotiales; Aspergillaceae
Exons: 3
Coding region: 1-591 (196 amino acids)
Source: RefSeq, a predicted model, not a curated record